CUCGUCCUUCUAGCACUUUGCCCAUUCUUCAAAGACGAACACCACCUUGUAGCAUUCAAACUCACACUACUCUAUCCUAGACUCAAGCUCGAGACACACUCUACUCCCCCAUCACAUCACACAUGGUGCCUCUUCGUGUCGUAGCACGAGCGAGGGCUCCAAGGCUCAUCUCGACCUCGGCCCUCCGCAUCGGCGUUCCAUCAGCAGCAUCAGCGUCACCCACCCCCAUCGCAGGCCCAUCACGAUGCGCAGCAGAGUACCUCGCUUGGCACGCCCGGCCAUCUCUCCACUCUCAGGUCCGCGCCCUGCACUCGUCGCCCCGCUCCUUAAAGGACAAGCGAUGGGUCAACUCGGCGCAGAAGGCACAGGAAGAGGCCGAGGAAGGCGAGGGCGAGGAGGCUGAGGGCGAGACGGCCACCAAGGAGGAGACAUCUGCGACCGAGUCCCCCAAGGGCAAGGACAAGGAUGUCAAGACCAAGGUCGUCGAGGCCGAGGCAUCCGAGACCGCCAAGACGGAGGAGAAGAGCGCCGCCGAGUCCGAGUCCAAGACGAAGCAGGCCGCUUCGACUGCUUCAGCGUCCGGCGUCGCCCCGCCAGAGGGCGUCGCCGCCACCAAGAGCGCUGGCUCGGGCAAGGGCAAGGAGAUUGCCAAGCCCUCCAUCCCCGAAAUCUACCCCCAGGUGCUCGCCCUCCCCAUCACGCGUCGCCCUCUCUUCCCCGGCUUCUACAAGGCCGUGACCAUCACCUCGCCCGCUGUCAUCAAGGCUAUCCGCGAGCUCAUCGCCCACGGUCAGCCCUACAUCGGAGCCUUCCUCCUCAAGGAUUCCGACUCGGACUCGGACGUGAUCACCAGCCUCGACCAGGUGCACCCCGUCGGCGUGUUCGCCCAGAUCACGAGCGUCUUCUCCUCGGCCGACACGAACCGCCAGCAGAACGCCGAGACGGACGAGAGUGGCGAGCCCAAGCCCGAGACUCUGACGGCUGUUCUCUACCCCCAUCGCCGUAUCCACAUCGACGAGCUCGUCGUCGCCGGCCCUCCUGAGCCUCCUACUAUCGAGGGCGAAGCAGCCGAAGCCGCCGCUGUCGAGGCCGCCGUCCCGGAAGCCAAGGAGGAGGCCGAGGUCGCCUCCUUUGAGAAGGAGGUUCCUAGCGUCGAGGAGACGAAGGAAGCCCUCGGCGAGAAUGCCGAGGACGCCGAGGCCAAGGACGAGGACCUCAAGCACCAGUCCCAGAUCGGCUUCCUCCACCCUCUCCUUCCCGAGAUCUCGCUCACCAACGUGUCCAAUCUCGUGCUCGAGCCUCACAAGAAGGACAACCAGGUCAUCCGCGCCAUCAUGGGCGAGAUCCUCGCUGUCUUCAAGGAGAUUGCCCAGCUCCAGCCCAUCUUCCGCGAGCAGAUCGCUUCCUUCACCAUGUCCAACUCGGCUGCCAACGUCUUUGACGAGCCCGACAAGCUUGCCGACUUUGCCGCUGCUGUGUCGACUGGUGACGUUCACGACCUCCAGGCCGUUCUCGAGUCGCUGUCGGUCGAGGACCGUCUUCAGAAGGCGCUCCUGAUCCUCAAGAAGGAGCUCAUCAACGCCCAGCUUCAGAGCAAGAUUUCGCGUGACGUCGAGAGCAAGAUCCAGAAGCGCCAGCGCGAGUACUACCUCAUGGAGCAGCUCAAGGGUAUCAAGAAGGAGCUCGGCAUGGAGAGCGACGGCAAGGACAAGCUCGUCGAGCGCUUCAAGGAGAAGGCCGCCAAACUUGCCAUGCCGGAGGGCGUCAAGAAGGUGUUUGACGAGGAGCUCAACAAGCUCAUGCACCUCGAGCCCGCCGCCAGCGAGUUCAACGUCACCCGCAACUACCUCGACUGGCUCACCCAGAUCCCCUGGGGCGUCCACUCGCCCGAGAACUUCAACAUUGCCCACGCGACCCAGGUUCUCGACGAGGACCACUACGGUCUCAAGGAUGUCAAGGACCGCAUCCUCGAGUUCCUCGCUGUCGGCAAGCUCCGCGGCACCGUCGAGGGCAAGAUCAUCUGUCUUGCCGGUCCCCCCGGUGUUGGUAAGACGUCGAUCGGCAAGAGCAUUGCCCGCGCCCUUGGCCGUCAGUUCUUCCGCUUCUCCGUCGGUGGUCUCACCGAUGUUGCCGAGAUCAAGGGCCACCGUAGGACGUACAUUGGUGCCAUGCCCGGCAAGCCCAUCCAGGCCCUCAAGAAGGUCGCCACUGAGAACCCCCUUAUUCUCAUCGACGAGGUCGACAAGAUUGGCCGUGGCCACAAUGGCGACCCCUCCAGCGCGCUCCUCGAGAUGCUCGACCCCGAGCAGAACACGUCGUUCCUUGACCACUACAUGGACGUUCCCGUCGACCUGUCCCGUGUCCUCUUUGUCUGCACGGCCAACGUCUUGGACACCAUCCCCGCCCCGCUCCUCGACCGUAUGGAGGUUCUCGAGGUCAACGGUUACGUCUCGGCUGAGAAGAUGAACAUUGCCGAGAAGUACCUCUCCCCUCAGGCCAAGGACGCGUCAGGUCUCAAGGACGUCGACAUUGAGAUUGAGCCCGAGGCGAUUGAGACCCUUAUCCGCUGGUACUGCCGCGAGUCUGGUGUCCGUAACCUCAAGAAGCACAUCGACAAGAUUUACCGCAAGGCCGCGUUCAAGAUCGUUGACGACCUCGGCGAGGCAGCGCUCCCUGAGCCCACCGAGCCUGAGAACUCGCGCUCUGUCGAGACCCAGGAGGCGGAUGUCAAGCCCAAGUCUGAGCGCCUGCCUGGAGACGAGGCUGGCAAGGAGCCCGACACUACCCACGUCACCACCAAGGUGCGCGAGCCUCUCACAAUCCCAGAGGGUAUUCACGUCCGUGUGACCAAGGACAACCUCAAGGACUAUGUCGGCCCUCCCGUCUACCACAAGGACCGCCUGUACACCAAGGCGCCACCUGCCGGUGUUAGCACUGGUCUUGGCUACCUUGGCAACGGCUCGGGAUCCGUCAUGCCCAUCGAGGUCACGUCCAUGCCUGGCAAGGGCGGCCUCCAGCUUACCGGCAAGCUGGGCGAGGUCAUUCGCGAGUCGGCCCAGAUCGCCCUCAGCUGGGUCAAGGCCAACGCCUUCCUUCUCGGUAUCACCAAGAGCGAGGCCGACCUGACUGUCAACGACCGGGAUAUCCACUUGCAUAUGCCAGAGGGUGGCAUUGGAAAGGAGGGACCGAGUGCAGGAACCGCCAUUCUUACUGCCUUUGUUUCGCUCUUGACGCGCACCCAGGUCGACCCUGAUGUGGCUAUGACUGGAGAAAUCUCGCUGCACGGCCAGGUUCUUCCUGUCGGUGGUCUCAAGGAGAAGAUCCUUGCUGCCCACCGCGCCGGCAUCAAGAAGCUCGUCGUUCCCGCCGCGUGCAAGUCGGAUAUCGACGAGAACGUGCCCGAGAGUGUCAAGGCAGGCAUCGAGUUUGUCUUUGUCGACGACGUGCGCCAGGUCAUCCACGAGGUCUUCCGCGGCACCGACAUUGCGCAGCGCUGGCUUGAGACGCUGCCAGUCGAUGAGCCUCCCCAACGCGAGACGCACUAGGCAUGGUAUGACAGAGUAAUUUAGAGCGCAGCAGAAGUAGUAGAGAAUCGCACGGCAUAGGGAAGACACAAUCAUCAUGCAUCACUCUUGUAACGC
This is a messenger RNA of Vanrija pseudolonga, 3641 nucleotides long. It is a transcript of the gene PIM1, whose product is annotated as Lon protease, mitochondrial. The transcript has 3 exons. The coding region runs from base 123 to 3545 and encodes 1140 amino acids. Lineage: Eukaryota; Fungi; Basidiomycota; Tremellomycetes; Trichosporonales; Trichosporonaceae. Gene Ontology annotation, biological process: protein quality control for misfolded or incompletely synthesized proteins; chaperone-mediated protein complex assembly; mitochondrion organization. Gene Ontology annotation, molecular function: ATP binding; ATP hydrolysis activity; single-stranded DNA binding. The record is from RefSeq and is a predicted model, not a curated record. Gene Ontology annotation, cellular component: mitochondrial matrix.